Molecule: messenger RNA, 2163 nt
Organism: Astrephomene gubernaculifera
Lineage: Eukaryota; Viridiplantae; Chlorophyta; Chlorophyceae; Chlamydomonadales; Astrephomenaceae
Source: the annotation of a GenBank genome assembly
GUCAAAGCCUCUACGCAUAACUGUGUCUGCCAACUGCAUUUGAUGUUGCCAUCGCCACAGUUAGCACCGCGAACCCGCCGCAACGGCGAUUGAAACUGGGUAUUGGCUUUUUAUAUAGUAGAAAGGGGCAAAGGAGGCUGCCGACUCUGCCCAGUUGGACACGAUGUCACAUCACGACUCCCAAUGUCCUGCUGAUGGCGACGCCAUGGAAGCAAGCUUGCUGGCGCUGUCGCAGCUGCCCCCCGGCCUGGUGAACCUUGGCAACAGCUGCUAUAUGAACAGCGCGUUACAGGCCCUCGCCUCCUCUCAGCGCUUCUGCGCUUACAUCUCGGAACGAGCCCAAGCCGUACAGUACGGCAUGGCACGGAUCCAGGCAGCCGAAACAACCACCGCAACAGCAACAAGCAUGCCGUAUACAUCUCAUCACCAGCAGCAGCAGCAGCCGACAACCAGCUGCCACAAAGCCCCUCCACCUCGUGUGCCCAGGGGUGCUCCGGUAUUGCGUCCUCACCAAGAAGGGUAUCAGCGGGCGGAGGAGCAGGAGAAGCAGGAGGAGGAGGAGGAGGGGGUCUCACAGGAAGAGGACACAGCAGCAGCAGCAGUGGUAGCAAGGCCAAACGCAGUAGCGUACACAGCUGCUUCGCCGGCAGCUGCCUCGGCGGUAGCACCGGCAGCAGCAGCAGCGACUGCGGCUGUUGCAGCAGCGGCGGCGCAUCAAGCAGCGGCGGUAGUGCUACAGCCACUAGUCAAGGCCCUCUGUCGUACAUGGCUUUGGCUGAAAGGUUGGGAGCCCCCUCCACCCGCGCAUCCCCCUCCCCCCCCGCCCCCGCCCCACCUGCGGCUCUCCUCCUACACGCACGCAGCUCCCAGGCGCACCUCCCCCAACCAACAUACCGGUAACCACCAACGGCCCAAGCAGCAGCAACAAACUGAGCUACAGCGUCUAGCCGCAUGCCGGCUGCUGCUACAGCUGCAUGCCGUACUGCAGGCGCUACAGCCGCGCUACAGCCCACAACAGCAGCAGCAGCAGUCGGGCAGGAACACUGGUAGCAACUGCGGACAAGGGCUUGCGACCACAGCUGGGGUGGGUACUACAGCUACAGCUACUGCUGCUGCGGCGGCGGCUGCGGCUGCGGUUAACCCCUGGCCUUUGCUUCGAGAAUUGAGGGACCGAUGGGGCGGUGUGUUGCAGCUGGGGGAGCAACACGACGCGUCGGAGGCGUUGGGGUGUCUCUGCGACUCCCUGGAUUCCGAGCUCGCCAUGUGGCACCUCAUGUACGGCAGGUGGAUCCAAACACCGCCACUGCUACAGCCGCUGCUACAGCCACCGCCGCUGCCGGGGAAGCACCACUCAUUGGCGUCAACGUUGGAGAGUGUACGGCAGGUCACUACGGCAGCAGAUGCGGAGACGGUGGCGGAGGUGGAGGUGGAGGUGGAGGCGGCUUCCGAGGAGGAGGAUGGGAUGACGUCUGGGGCGGGGGUGUGUGGGCAAUGCAACGGUGGCAGUGGUGGCAGCGGUGGCAGUCACCGCCUUGCGAGUGGCGAAGUCGGGGCCGGAGGCGGCGGUGGGACAGCAGGCGGCGGCUGUAGUAGCAGCAGCAGCAGCAGCAAUGGCGGCAACAGCAACAGUAGCUAUGUGAUGGGCAGCAGCAGCGGGUGCAAUGGCGCCAAUGUGCCCCUUCCUCCUAAUCCUGCCCCUGCUGCACCCCUGCUGCCGCCGCCCCCGCCGCCGCCGCCCCCCGCCAGCCCGCUGAGGGGCCUGAUGCGCACCUGCUCCACCUGCUGUGCGUGCGGCAACAGGUCCCCCACCCACGUGGAGCCCUUUUGGAGCCUGCAGCUGCCCCUGCCGCCCCCGGGAACAACCCCGCCCGCCCGCAACCUCACCUCCCACCCCUCCUCCACCACCUCCACACAACCCGCAACCGCCGCCCCCUCGCACCCAUUGCACUUCUCCUCCCACACACUGCCACACCCGCUGCUGCUGGCACAGCAACGCCGUAUGCACCCCCACCCCCCCCACCGCCACCCCCACACUCACCAGCAGCAGCUCACGCUGCGCGACUGCCUGGCGGGUGCGGUGGUGAGUGAGGAGGUGGUGGAGGGGGUGGUGUGUGCUCGGUGCAGCCUGGCAGUCGCACUGCGCAGGGCGGGGGUGGAGGUAGG